Phytophthora sojae is the source of this 306-nucleotide messenger RNA. RefSeq lists its product as hypothetical. The record is from RefSeq and is a predicted model, not a curated record. Bases 1 to 306 code for a protein of 101 amino acids. The transcript has 3 exons. NCBI's taxonomy places the organism in Eukaryota, Oomycota, Peronosporomycetes, Peronosporales, Peronosporaceae.
AUGCUUAGCUUCGUCCCGAUGGACUUAAAGACAUGCUGCCAGAAGGCGGACACGAACUUCCUGUCGCGUCGAGCAACACCUUCGGCGUUCACCUUCUUGGUGGUUGGCACGAAAUCACACCGCUUGGUCAACCGAUCGACGACGACCCAGAUAGAGUCGACGCCCCGCUCCGUUCGCGGCAGAUCAGUGAUGAAGUCCAUGGAGAUGGAUCUCCAACGCUCGUCUGGAAUACUGAGUGGCUCGAGCAACCCAGGAGGUUUCGUCAAUCGCGGCUUUGUCAAGUACGUACGUCCCGCACCGGGAUGA